Messenger RNA from Brachypodium distachyon (stiff brome), 5298 nucleotides. RefSeq lists its product as uncharacterized. The transcript has 15 exons. Gene Ontology annotation, biological process: DNA repair; telomere maintenance. The coding region runs from base 3091 to 4278 and encodes 395 amino acids. The record is from RefSeq and is a predicted model, not a curated record. Lineage: Eukaryota; Viridiplantae; Streptophyta; Magnoliopsida; Poales; Poaceae. Gene Ontology annotation, molecular function: DNA helicase activity.
AGAAACGACACCACCUGUCCAAGCAUUCAUCGUCCAAGCAUUCAUCUGCCAUCAUUGCUCUGGAUUCAGGUCAGCUAAGCCGCCAUCUUCUUCGUCCUUUAAAACCCUAUCCGUACUACCUGCUUGAGUCGCCAUCUCUAGCACCAGCCUUUGCUCUGGCAGGGUUCGCUUCGGUUCUCCUUGCUGCUGGCUGAAAUCGGGAGGUGGCUGUCAUCGUCUCAUCUGUUUUGAUUCGAUUUUGCACGCUACACGCUGGGGCAGCUGGACCUGCUUGCCUAGGCAAUCUACAAACGAAAAGAAAAUUGCUUGCUUUGCACGUGUACGAUUUUGAGUAUGGAUAGCACCGAGAAUUCUUUGAGGGAUCCUGGUAGUCAUUCAGUCCCACGCAGACGUGGACGGCCCCGCCGUCAAUCACAGCCUAUUGUUAUCCCCAAGACAAAUCAAUCUGAUUCGUCCAAUUCCCGGCGCCGGUGUGCACAGCUUAGGAAUAGAACAAGUACAUCUACGGAAGAACGUUUGGUAUGUCAGCGGUUAAAUGAGGAAUCAUGUACAACAAUUUUGCAAACACCAAGUUUCACCCACAAUCGAACUAUAUUUGAACCCUUAAACCUUGGGGAACCCAAUCAUUCAUGCAAACAUUGUGCCGCUUCCUUUUGGUAUGAAGAGCAUAUCCGAAGACACAGGAAUACUCCUGAUCCAAUAUAUAACCUAUGUUGUAGAGGAGGGAAAAUCUAUUUGGAACCGUACAAGUCUCCUCCUCAGCCAAUGUUGGAUUUAUUGACCUCACAGAACAACACAAUUUCAAAGCACUUUUUUGAUCAUAUUCGUCAAUAUAAUACCAUGUUUGCAAUGACUUCAAUGGGUGCUAAAGUUCUGGAAUCCAUCAAUGAUGGCCGAGCACCAUAUGUCUUCAAGGUUAGUGGUCUAGUGUGUCACCGUAUUGGUUCUUUAGUGCCACCGCGUCAAGGUCAUCGACCAGAAUAUGCACAAUUGUACAUCUAUGAUACAGAACAUGAGGUUCGAAACCGCAUAAAUAUAACUUACUCUGUUGACCCUUCAUCUUCACGGCCUUCAUCUUCACGUCAUUCCUUCAAUGCUAAUGAAGAUAUUUUCCAAUCUCUUAUAUCAAUGUUGAACACCCAUAAUCCCAUUGUGAAGCUAUUUAGAACAGCACGUGAAAGAUUAUCUGCAAAUGCUCUGGAUCAGUUCAUCAUCAGGAUAUUUGGCACAGUUGAUGCGCAUGGAGAUAUCUAUAGUGCUCCAGUCACAUCUGAGGUAGUUGGUUUGGUUGUCGGUGAUAUUGGAUCAACUGAUGUUGGGCGGGAUAUUAUAAUAGAUAAUCGCUCAUCAGGUUUACAACAGAUCAAUGAAAAACAUUGCAAGUUUAUGGCGAUGCAGUACCCUUUGUUAUUUCCAUAUGGAGAGAACGGUUACCAUGAAGACCUCACAUACCGUACCACAUCACAAGAUCAGUCAGAGCAACAUGGGAAAAUAACUAUGCUAGAGUAUUAUGCGUAUCGGUUACAUGACAGACCAGGUGAUUUCAACACACCAUUAAGAGGUAGAAAAUUAACACAAGCUUAUGAAGUUGAUGGUUUCUGUUGUGUUGAAGAGUACCGCAUUGCAUACUAUCGCAAGCCCAGUUUUCAGAAAAAAUUAUAGAUCAUCACCAUACAAUGCCUUGGCAAAUUCUGUCUCAAGAAUUAUACAUCUGGCUCUUCGGUUGGUCAAAGAAUUAUAUUACCAUCUUCAUUUACUGGAGGGACUCGCUAUAUGUACCAAAAUUAUCAAGAUUCAAUUGCUGUUUGUAGAAAAUAUGGGUGCCCAGAUCUGUUUGUCACAUUCACUUCUAAUGCCGGCUGGCCUGAGAUAUUAGAGACUCUAUCAUCCAUUCCAGGGCAACAACCUUCUGAUCGUCCAGAUAUUGUGAAUAGAGUGUUCAAAAUGAAGCUUAAUAUGCUAAUGGAUGAUAUUAAAAAGAAAAAAUUCUUCAGACCCAUAAAUGCAGUCCUAUACACAAUUGAAUUUCAGAAACGUGGUCUCCCGCAUGUCCAUAUCAUCAUAUGGUUAGCCAAAGAUGGACCCCUUGAUGCACAAAAGAUAGAUUUCCAUAUUUCGGCUCAGCUGCCAGACCCUAGAAAUGAUCCGAUGGGAUACAAUGCUGUAUCUUCAUUAAUGAUACAUGGACCUUGUGGAAAUCUGAACCCUAGCUGCCCCUGUAUGUCUGAAGGAAAGUGCACAAAAUUUUAUCCUAAGGAUUUCUGUGAGCAAACCACUGUAUUGGAAAAUGGUUUCACACAAUAGGCUUGGCCAAACAAUGGAGUAACCGUCAGUAAAAAUGGAGUUGAUAUUGAUAAUAGAUUUGUUGUUCCUCACAAUGUCAACUUGGUAGUGAAAUAUCAAGCUCACAUAAAUAUAGAAAAGGUUAAUCAUGAUGGCAUGUACAAAUAUCUUUUCAAGUAUGUAAACAAAGGUUUUGAUUGUGCAAGAUCUAAAAUCCAGCCUACUUCUGCAUCGUCUGAUCCAUCGGGGCAAACUUUUAAUGAAAUUGACAACUAUCUAGAAUGCCGCUAUGUGACACCGAAUGAGGCUGCUUGGCGCUUGCUAGAAUUUGAUAGUCACUAUACAGACCCUUCUGUAGAAAGGCUUCCUGUUCAUCUUCCUCUUGAGAAUAAUGUUAUUUACUCAGAAGAUGAUAACCUUGAACAAGUGAUUCAGAACCCAAAGAAUAUGACAACUAAGUUGACUGGAUGGUUAGAAGCUAAUAUGAAUCACCCUCUGGCUAAACAAUAUACCUACUUAGAAUUUCCAGAAUAUUUUACAUAGCACUCCAACCAAAAUGGCAAGUAUUGGGAUUAUCAUCGUGGUUCUCGAAGAAUUGGCAGAAUUGCUUAUGUCAACCCUUCCCAAGGAGAACUUCACUAUCUAUGUUUGCUGCUCCACAUUGUCAAAGGAGCAACAUCCUUUGCUCAAAUCAAAAUUGUAUCUGGCCAUCUACAUCCUACGUUUCGUGCUGCAUGUGAGGCUCUAGGUCUCCUUGGUGAUGACCAAGAAUGGUUGAAUGCUUUAAAUGAUGCGGCUCAAUGGGCCAUGCCAUAUCAGUUACGUCAGCUAUUUGUCACAAUUUUGCUCCUUUGUGAGGUAACAAAUCAUAGAAAACUUUUAGAUGAAUACGCAUCAAAAAUGUCUGAAGAUGCAGCACAUUGCUUGAAUCGCAACCCUGGUCAAAUGAGCAACCUAUUAGCAGAUGUGUAUAUUUCAUCUUUUCUUCUGAAUGAAUUGGAUAAGUUGCUAAAAGAUGCAAGAUAUUGCUUAUCCCAUUUUAAUUUGCCACUGCCAGAUGAUAUUGGGAGUAUUUCUGCAGAAAAUAGGCUUAUGCUAGAUGAGCUCAGUUAUGAUAUAUCUGAUAUGACUGAAAGUUUAGAUGAAAAUAUUACGAGGCUGAACAGCAACAAGAAAAAUGUUUUCGAUGCUAUUUAUAAUUCUGCAAUGAAUGAUGACGGUCGAACAUUUUUUGUUUAUGGCUAUGGAGGGACCGGGAAAACUUUCUUAUGGACUACUUUGCUUAAUUCUGUAAGAAGACAAGGGAAAAUUGCAUUGGCAGUCGCAUCAUCGGGAAUAGCUUCCCUGCUGCUACCAGGGGGUCGAACUUCCCAUUCGCGUUUUAAAAUUCCAUUGGACAUCUCUCAGAAUUCCAUGUGUAGUAUAAAGAAGAAUACAAACUUGGCAGAAUUUAUUCAGAAAACUUCUCUUAUUAUUUGGAAUGAGGCACCUGUUAACCAUAGGUAUUGUUUUGAGGCAUUGGAUCGUACACUUAGAGAUAUAUUAUCGAAGAGAAGGCAAAAUGCAGAUAGCAAGCAAUUUGGAGGAAUGGACUCCACUACAACACUUAAAAGUAUCACUCUGGGUCAACAAAGUUGCAAGGUCUUUGGACGUCUCCUACGGAUAUGGGAUGCUGUAAACAUGAAAUCCAAGUUUCCAGAUCCUCUCAUCAGCAUUGACGGUGUCAUUUUAGAUGAAGAUGGCACUAUGGCGCAGAUCAAUGUUUCAAAAAAGUUUCAAACAAAAUGCCGCCUGUUUCUUGCAGAAGGAUAUAUGUCUACAUCUUUACUGAUGUUGCAGCUGUUGAUAGGAAAAACAAAAGCUAUAUAUAUCACCAUCAGAAUUAUAUGCUACAAUUCAAGCACAGCACCAAGGUUCACCGACUUGAAUCUAGGGGAACAGAUAUACCAAAAUUUUCAUUCAAAUUUUGUCCAUUCGAUAAGCUGCCAGAAAUGAAUACUUUGGCAAAACCUCUGCAAGAUGUGUUGGGUGUCAUUAGCCACGUGGGACCAUUUGAUUAUGCAAGCCCGACAUCAUCAAAUAAACUGAGGAUAAUCAAAAUCAGAAACCUAGAUGAACAAACGCAGGAAAUACGUCUUUGGGGCCACCAUGGUGAAACAUUUGAUGAACAAACGGUGUUUAGAAAAGCACAAGAAGGCAUUGUAGUUGGGAUUUUUGCUGGGGUCACUGCAUCGGAUUUUUUAGGUACAAGCUACCUAUUACACUUGCAGAUGAUUCAGGAAAUUUGGGGGCAAAUUGCUUUCUCUACUAUUGCUGCAGAAUUGGUUGGGCAAGAUGCCAUCCAAGUUUCUCAAAAUAUGAAAAUAGAUGCUGCUCAACAUGUGGCCACCCUUGAUAAUGCCAUUGGUAAAACCAAAUUAUUCCAUAUAGGAAUGAAGGUUGAUUCAACAUCCAGGUUUCCCAUAAGCUAUGUCAUAAGAAAGAGCUUCUCGGCUGACAAUGGACAAAUGCUGCCCUCCACAGAGUCAUCUUCAAGCAAGGAACUAAUUACCACUCCAUCUUCAUCCAUGAGUACCCAGAGUCCAAUUGUCUAUGCACAAGAUGAAUCAUACACCUCCCGGUCCCCAACUUGCAGCUACUGACACCGACAAAGACAAUCUCAUCAAGUCUGCAGCAAAACGAAGCAUUCAGUUUACGGAACAUGAUCUGAUGAACAAAGGAAGUGAAAAUGAGGUGGAGCUUACAGAUGGAACAAAGGAACUUCAGGAUGUCAAACGGAAUAAGCAUGAGACAUAAUGAACCAUGUAGGAAGCAACGUCGGAAGUCACAGCUGCACUGCCUUCUACCUAAAAUUAGUUAUAGUGUUGCUUGAGUCAAAAUUAUAGGUCACCAUUGACCACCUUUAAUUGUAAUCAAUCAGACCUCUUAUUAAUACUGUUUGAUGUUGGUCCAAUGCAUGUAUAUGCAUCUAUCAGAGUGAAUAAAACAUCUGCCCUUUCUUCUCAGCUUUGCCAA